Molecule: messenger RNA, 1224 nt
Organism: Aureobasidium pullulans EXF-150
Lineage: Eukaryota; Fungi; Ascomycota; Dothideomycetes; Dothideales; Saccotheciaceae
Product: D123-domain-containing protein
Exons: 2
Cellular component (GO): cytoplasm
Source: RefSeq, a predicted model, not a curated record
GAGCUUCCUUUUGCGCCUCUGACAAAAUCUCACAUUAUACACUGCUCAUACCACAACUGGUAUCCCAAAUACCGCGCUGUAUCCCCCAAAGCUCGCCUCAUUCCUCUUACUCGCCCUUUCCUCGACUAUCUCCGUGCAGACGGCAUUGUAAUUCCUCCGGAUGAGGACGACCCCCGCCGCGACUGGUCAGACAGCGACUCUGGCAUCUUCUCGGCUUCUGAUACUGCUGGAGAGGAGGAUGACGAUGAAGAGGAGGACCCUUCUGCCGAGUGGCGCAACGUUCAUCGUGCCAUCAAGAAUACCAUCGCUGAGCUCGGAGGCAAGGUCGUCCCCAAGCUGAACUGGUCCGCUCCCAAGGAUGCUACCUGGAUCGCCGCUACCAACAGUAUGGAGUGCAGACUUCCUAGCGACAUUUAUUUGUUGUUGAAGAGCUCCGACUUUGUCACCCACGACCUCGAACACGCCUACGACGAUUGCAUUGAAGACGUUUCUCCCGACGACGACACUCCGAAACAAAUAGCCGAUAUCCCAUACCAUCUUGUUCUGCGCAAGUUCUUCCAAAUGAACCCUUCGGUCGAGUUCAGGUGUUUUGUGAGGAACCGCAAGCUCAUUGCUCUCUGCCAACGAGAUCUAAAUCAUUUCGACUUCCUCUUCCGCAUGCAAGACAAGCUACGUCAUGUCAUUCACAACUUCUUCGAUGACAGACUCAAGCACACUUUCCCCGAUGACAACUUUGUCUUUGAUGUUUAUGUUCCUCCGCCACACGACCGCGUCUGGUUGAUCGACGUCAACCCUUGGGCAGUGAGGACAGACCCCUUGUUGUUCAGCUGGCUGGAGCUUUUGACAUUACCUGAGCCGCCGGAAGAGAAGGUCAUCCGCAUCCCUAUCAGACCCGUCAAUGGUACCGCUGAGAGUGAAGAGCAGUCCGACGCUCAAUCUACAGAUGCAAGAGAAGGAGAAGUCUCCGAGGGUAGGACAGACAUGGAGGAUUCUGACGAGGAAGAGGCAGACGAGGAAGAGGCAGACGAGGAGAUUUGGGUGCCAGAGUUCCGCUUGAUCAGAAAGGACGAUCCUGAGGCCUACAGCUUCAACACUCCUCAAUACAGCGCCCACAAACUACCACGAGAUGUUGUCGAUGCAAGUCAGGGCGGUCCUGGCGCAUUGAGAGAGUUUGCAGAUAACUGGAAAGAGAUGCUAGCGAAACAGCAACAGGAGGAUGCAGAG